AUGGAGGAAGGCGGCACGGACUUCAGGGCCCUCCGCGCCAAGUUUCAGAGUGACGCCAACUUCUCCAGGCAGCUCCUGCAGUCGCAUGAGAAGCUGGUGCCAGCCCCCGUGGAAGCCACGCGAACGCCGGGCUCCAAGGCUGGCCACGCCGCCAGUCCUCAGUCCUUGGAUGGGAGAGAGAUGAUAAUAUUAAAAGGCAAGAACGAACCUUUCCCUCCUCAGCCCCGAGGGACUCCUCAACCCUCGAGACUAGUCCGGGGCAAACCUUUGGUGCAGGCAAGGGGCAGGCGUGUUAAUGUGGCUCUGAGGGGGAAGAAUGAAGAGCAGAAAGGCAACAUCUUGGAGGAAGGGAUGAACCACUCCAAGGGAAGCUCACAAAAGCCUCGACCACCCUACUGCACCGAGCAGCAAGAUCCGGAGGCUGCUCCAUGCCCGAAGUCCUUCCACCAUGCCCUGCAGAUGUGGGAAAACACUUUGUCCUGGAGUGAAAAAGCCAGUGCAACGCUCCCAACCCAAAGAGGAGCAAACAUCUACGUGCAGCCUCGCCCGACGCCGCGCGCGGUGGGCACUGCAGCCACAGUGGAUGGCACCAGGAUGAGGACGGCUCGGAGCGAGCAAGCCCUGGACUUGCCUACAUGCCAGAAGGAUGCUCCACGUGGCAGCGGGACGGCUGCUUCCCCAGCUCCAGCUCUGCCCCGUGUACCCAGGAGAUGCAGGAGCUGUGACCAACUGGCUGCUGAAAGCACUUCUGCAAGCGGCUCCUGCCAGCCAGGCUGCAAUGUGGAGGCACCGAGAGAGCUCCCUCAACACCAGGAAGCAGAGCUGGAGCCGCCCUGCUUUGAACCUGGGGUGGGAAAAGCACCCGAAGCUCCACAGAGGAGCCCACCAAAAAUGAAACCUCUUCCUCCCAUCGAGUCCCUUGGUCCUGCCCCUGCCAAGCCCGCGAGACCCCCGAGAGUGGAUCUGGCCGCUUUCCGCAGCGCGACGCCUGCUGCCCACACACAAAAGGGAGCAACUGCUGUGGAGGAGAAUGCCUCAACUCCUGGAAGUGCUGAACUUGAAGAGCAGCAUGAUUAUGAAGACACGGCAUUGUAUCUGAAUCAGCCUGGGGACUCCACGAGCUCACGUGCCAGUCAAGGUGCUUUCCAAGGCAAGUCUUCCAGGCUGAAACCUGAGCAAGAGCCUCCAGAGCACGACAAGCAAGUGAUAAAAGGGCUUCUAGACACCUGCCUGAUAUGUGAUGUGAUUUCUGAGAAAACCUACUCUGUUUUUCAUCCUAUUGCUGCAUUUUCUUUCCUUGAUAGCAAAAUUGCAUGGCCCAUGAGACAGAUACRACCAUGGGCAAACAGUUGUAUGUUCCUGCUCCUGGAAAAUACAAUGGUCACGGUUUGUCUCACCAAAAGUCCUGGAAGAGCUGUCAAGGAUGAAAAUGAAGAAACAAGAAGACUUGAAAGAGAGAAACAGCAAGCGAAGAUAACAUUCAAGAUAGGUGGAAACGACUACGUGACUCCCAUCGCCCGACCCAAGCAAGAUGGUCGAGGUGGGAAGACGGUGCCGCAAGUGAAGCACGGAGAUGCGCCCAGUGCCCAGGCUCUGAACCAUCCUACCCUGCAAGGGCUGCUGAGAGGUGGAGCAGAUCGCUUGCCAUACGUGCACGUAGGUGCUCCAAAACUACCUGAAAGAAGAACAGAAUUGAGCCAGGACACUGAGCAGAGUCUGCAGCCAUCGGAGGACGUGUAUGACGAUGUGGAGGCAUUGCAAAGCAGACUCAAUCACCCUUCAGAGACCUCAAGUUCGUUGGCUCCAGACAGUGUUUCAGGAGACUAYGAAGAAACAUAUGAAGAUAUUGAGGCAGUGAGUGAGAUUCCAAGGAAAGUGGAGGCAGAAAAGCAGAAGAGGUUUGGAAAUAUAUUGAAGAUUGAAAAAUUUAAACUGAAGAAUACCAGGUUCAAGGAAAACUUAAGAUUGCUUUCCAGCUCGGUACCAAAUUUAGCCACCGUCUCGCAGGAGGACACGUACGACGAUGUCGAGGCUGGGCAGACAGGGCUGAGAGAGAAGGAGGACAGAUACAGAAACUGGAAGCCCAGGUUUCUGAUGUCAAAAGAGGAUAAGGAGCGAAGGAAGAGCAGCGAUGAGGUGGAGAGAAAUAUCUUCCAAGUCAACAAGCACAGUGCAGAAAAGAGCAAGAAGAUGGCAAAAGAAGAAAAGCUGUUCAGGGAAACGUUUAUGUACGACAAGGAGAUCAGGGUCCUCAGCAGCGCCGUGGCGCAGCGCUCGGUGCCGAGCGAGCGGCCACUCGAUCUGCCCGUCACAGCCGGGGAGCAGCUGGACGUGAUCGAUACCACGCGAGGCAGCACCGUGAUUUGCCGCAAUGCAGAGGGCAAAUAUGGGUAUGUUCUAGUGAAGCACUUGACCUUCAGGUAAACUCAGAUUUUAUUUAUUUUGACCCUGCUGAUUGCCCUAAGUGACUGUAUCCUCCUGUGGAGCAUCCCUGGAGAGCAGCCUGGAGCCUGUGUGCCAACAGGAAAGCKCCUGGGAAUGCAAAUAAAGGUUUAUUUUUGCACUUAUGC
This is a messenger RNA of Nothoprocta perdicaria, 2570 nucleotides long. It is a transcript of the gene FYB2, whose product is annotated as FYN binding protein 2. The transcript has 20 exons. Lineage: Eukaryota; Metazoa; Chordata; Aves; Tinamiformes; Tinamidae. Gene Ontology annotation, biological process: protein localization to plasma membrane; T cell receptor signaling pathway; integrin-mediated signaling pathway. Bases 1 to 2424 code for a protein of 807 amino acids. Gene Ontology annotation, cellular component: plasma membrane. Gene Ontology annotation, molecular function: protein binding. The record is from RefSeq and is a predicted model, not a curated record.